Phodopus roborovskii (desert hamster) is the source of this 2677-nucleotide messenger RNA. RefSeq names its product glutamine amidotransferase class 1 domain containing 1 (gene Gatd1). The transcript has 8 exons. NCBI's taxonomy places the organism in Eukaryota, Metazoa, Chordata, Mammalia, Rodentia, Cricetidae. The record is from RefSeq and is a predicted model, not a curated record. Bases 151 to 765 code for a protein of 204 amino acids.
AGGGUAGCUGUGUGGCGCAGUGGCCUGCCGUUCUGACUCCAGGUCAACGUUUGUACCUGCGGGGUUGGGAUCCUGGGAUCCUGCACCUGUUUCCCCGCGGCAGGCCUGUGUUGUCUGAGCCAGCAGACAGGGUGGCCAGCGACUGCAGAGAUGACCCUGUUCCCAGGCGUAUCAGCCCAGUCCUUCUUCCAUUGUUUCACACUGGCCAGUGCUGCUUUCAACCUACAGGUGGCCACCCCUGGGGGAAAGGCCAUGGACUUUGUGGAUGUGACUGAGAACAAUGCACGUUGGGUACAGGACUUCCGCCUCAAGGCUUAUGCCAGCCCUGCUAAGCUUGAGUCCAUAGACGGUGCCAGGUACCAUGCGCUCCUGAUUCCCAGCUGUCCUGGUGCCCUGACUGACCUUGCCAGCAGUGGGUCCCUGGCUCGGAUACUGCAGCACUUCCGCUCAGAGAGCAAACCCAUUUGUGCCAUUGGCCAUGGUGUUGCUGCCCUGUGCUGUGCUACCAAUGAAGACAGGUCCUGGGUGUUCCAAGGCUACAGUCUGACAGGGCCUUCUGUGUACGAGCUCAUCAGAGCGCCUGACUUUGCCCGCCUGCCGCUUGUUGUUGAGGACUUUGUGAAGGACUCUGGUGCUGGCUUCAGUGCCAGUGAGCCCGACGCUGUACAUGUGGUGCUGGACCGCCACCUGGUCACUGGCCAGAAUGCAAACUCUACUGUUCCUGCUGUCCAGAACCUGCUCUUCCUCUGUGGCAGCCGGAAGUGACUUGGAUGCUGUCCCUGAUCCUGGUGGCCUAGAGACAACAGCUGAACUCACUGUGGCUUCUUCUGUUGGUCCUUACCUGAUGGGGCCCUCAGGCCUCCCUCUGGACCUUGUGGAAUGCUGGAGGCCUCCAGGAGUUAAGACUUGUAGAGUAUCAGUUCUAAUGCAGACUGAACCUCCUCCCUCCAUUCCCAGCACAUAGUGUGGAACAUCUGGACUGGUCAGGCAGUUCCUGAGAACUGCAAAUUGAACAUUGCAAGAAUUGUCCAUGGGAGAUAGUCAGCUGUGUGGUCUUAGGAUGGGGUGUUGCUCUUCUAUGGCCCUUUGGCUAUUCCCAUCUCUUUAGCUGUGGGGACUAUGGGGAACUAUGGGGAAGGGACUGACGAUUGGUGCUUGCUCUGAAUUCAUCUUGCCAAAGGCCUAAGCAGGCAGUAGUCUUGCUGAAGAAGUCCGCCCUUGCUUGGCCUGUGGUUUUUAAUGCAAUAGAGGCCCCAGCUCAACCUAACAUCGUCCUGAGCCCUUGGAAUAGACAUAGUGAUGUUACCCUGCCCCAUAUGGCAUGGAAAAAUAUUAGUGUCACAAUUUGAUAUCCUUAAGACUGCUGUUACCUCAGUCUGUCCAAUGGUCUCUGGCUUACAGAAGCCUCAGCCCAGGUAUUUAUUCCAUCUACUCCUCCUAGAAGGAAUGGCCACAGAUAGGCUUGGGCUAUAUGGAGUAAGAAUAGCCAUGACUCCCAGGUCUGAUAUGUCUCCAGGACCUGAUAAGGCUAUGUGGACAUGCUUGUUUGCUGUCAAUCCUAGGGCACCUGGCCUGGCCUGGAGCCUCCAGUGAGUAGCCUUCUAGCCCUAGAAUAGAACCUUCCACGUAACUUGGACCUCUGAAUGCCUUUUGGCGGUUAAUAACCUUUAAUGAGGAAAGUCUAGAACCAAGUGGAAGAAAGAUGCACGAGAGCCCACCUGUCCCUGGAUUCCUCCCUGGCCUUGCACUGCCCCCAUCUGCCAUGUACACUAUGACUAUGUAAUGAUAGAUACUCCUGGACAAAACCUGUGCCUUAGGCUUGGCUGGUUCAGGCACAGGUUAGGUGGUCUGUAAACAAAUAUAUUUCAUACACGUCUUGAAGCUUCAAGUCCGAGGUUAUAGUGUGGCAGGUAUGCUUGUAAGGGCUUCCUGGCUCCGACCUCUUUACUUUGUACCUGGUGGGAAGGGUUAGGAGCUCUCUGGAACCUUUUCAGAGGUCACCAAUUGCUUCAUGAAGCCAAAGUCCCACUUAACACCAUCACCUCAAAGAUGAGGUUUAGCAUGAAUUAGGGUACAGCUUCAGACACUCGGGAGGUGACACCAAGCUGAUGGUGUUUGAAAGUUUGUAAUUGGCUGGCUCUACACGAGCUUCAUGUUCUGUCUCUCUUUGUUUUUUUGUUUUUGGUUUUUCGAGACAGGGUUUGGAAACUGUCCUAGAACCUGCUCUGUAGACCAGGCUGGUCUGGAAUUCAGAGCUCCAUCUGCCUCUGCCUAUUGAUUGCUGGGAUUGCAGGCCUGUACCACCAGUGCCUGAAAUCUCUCUCUCUAAGACAGGGUUUCUCUGUGUAGCCCUAGCUGUCCUCAACUCAGCCUCUGCUGGGAUUAAAGGCAUGUCACCUCUGCCUCUAUUCUAUACUGAGGCAUCACAUAGCUGUAACAGGUGAGGUGGACUUUGAUUGUGUCAGGCCUCUGCUCUAAGGGUCUUCCCACUGCUCAGUCCUAGGUGGAGAAGGGGACAGCAGGCUGGAGAAGAGAGAAUGAACAAAACCCUGGCAAAGUGGCAGCUAAGCUCAGGGUAUGUUCACACAUUUAUAAUUACUCAAGAGAAAUGAAACCUUGAGGCCUAGAAUUAAAGGUGUUUGCCACUGCACCCAGCUAGUGGUUUCUUUACAAUGGA